AUGAAAUGCGCCAAUGAAACGGUGACUGUUGAGCUGAAAAAUGGCACAAUUCUCCAUGGAACAAUCACCUCUGUCUCUCCACAAAUGAAUACCUCUCUUCGCACUGUGAAGAUGACACCCAAGGGCCGUGACCCUGUUUCCCUCGACACCAUCAACAUUCGUGGCUCAACAAUCCGUUAUUAUAUCCUCCCCGACAGCUUGCCACUCGAUACCCUGCUCGUCGACGAUGCCCCCAAGCCCAAGAAUAAGGCGCGCAAGGAGACCGGAGACCGCGGUGGUCGCGGUGGUCGCGGUGGACCACGAGGCCGUGGAGGCCGUGGAGGCCCUCCUCGCGGUCGCGGCCGCGGCCGUGGUUUCUAA
Messenger RNA from Penicillium salamii, 360 nucleotides. NCBI's taxonomy places the organism in Eukaryota, Fungi, Ascomycota, Eurotiomycetes, Eurotiales, Aspergillaceae. The record is from the annotation of a GenBank genome assembly.